Diorhabda sublineata is the source of this 5695-nucleotide messenger RNA. It is a transcript of the gene UbcE2M, whose product is annotated as NEDD8-conjugating enzyme Ubc12. The transcript is spliced from 3 exons. The record is from RefSeq and is a predicted model, not a curated record. NCBI's taxonomy places the organism in Eukaryota, Metazoa, Arthropoda, Insecta, Coleoptera, Chrysomelidae. The coding region runs from base 137 to 685 and encodes 182 amino acids.
AUUGUCAUAUUCCUUCUGACAGUUCACUGUACUGUCAGAAAUAGAAAAUAAUUUAGCACAAUAAACAUAUAAAUAAAUUUUUACGUUUCCCAUGUUAUUUUAAAAUAGUAAUUCACUCAACUAUAAUUAUCUAAAAAUGAUUAAAUUAUUUUCAUUAAAGCAACAAAAGAAAGAUGGAGAACCAUCACCAAGGCCAGGGAAUCAAAAGAAAGCUUCAGCUGCACAAUUAAGAAUAACAAAAGAUAUUAAUGAGUUAAAUCUUCCCAAGACUUGUACAACAGAAUUUCCGGAUCCUGAUGACCUAUUAACGUUUAAGUUGGUGAUAUGUCCUGAUGAGGGUUUCUACAGAACAGGUAGAUUCAUAUUCAGCUUCAAGGUAGGUCCAAAUUAUCCCCAUGAACCACCAAAAGUAAAGUGCGAAACUCAAUUAUAUCACCCUAACAUUGAUCAACAGGGCAAUGUUUGCCUCAAUAUUCUAAGAGAAGACUGGAAACCAGUCUUGACUAUUAACAGCAUUGUUUAUGGUCUUCAGUACCUAUUCUUAGAGCCAAACCCAGAAGAUCCUCUUAAUAAGGAAGCUGCAGAAGUUCUCACCAAUAAUCGCAGAUUAUUUGAACAGAAUGUACAGAAAGCAAUUAGAGGUGGAUAUGUGGGUGGAGUUUAUUUUGAUCGUUGUUCAAAGUGAUUGAAAUUUGUGUACAUACAAAACUAAUAAGAUCUACAUCAGGUAGUCCCUGAAGAUUGUGUAUGUAAAUGAAGUUAUUUGAAAUUGGCAAAUUUAAUAACAAAAUAGAUACAUAGUCAAUUCUUUAUAACCUCAUUUCAAUAUCUUUCUCUCAUGUGGACUUUUAUGAGAACAAUUUUUACUCUAUUUAAAUCAAUUAAUUACAAAGAGUUGAUUAAUCAAAAAUAUAUGUUUUCAUUUAUCAAUGCUUCUUUUCUAAACAAAAUGAACUCAUUAACAAAAUAAAAUUAUACCUGAACAUAUUACCCUUUAUAAAAUUUUAUUAUGAAAUAAUUUUGAUGUACAGAAAUAUUUGAUUUAAUUUUCAAUUGAACCAAAUAUCCUAAUAGUAUGUAAACUCAAUAGCUUUGUUUGGGGGGUUAAAUUCCUAUUGAGUUUUUAGGGACCCAUCACUUACAAACCAAAAUUGUCAUGAAGUCAUUGACCUGUGAACGACAAUUUUGGAAGUGCGCAUUUGGUCAAUUUCUAAACUGAUUUGGAAUCAGACCUGUGAACAAAACUAACAUCUAAUGGGUCACCACACAUCGGUUUAGUAACAUAACUAUUUUCAGGGACUGUCUCCUAGGUAGAACAGCAUAAAAGUUUUUCUAAGGGCAACCUACAUUGAUAUGAAUUUCUAAUGUUCAUACCACAAUGGUCUGUUCUUCCCCAUGGAGUCCAUAAUAAGUCUCCUUCGAAUUUUCGCAUUUAUCAGACCCCACAACUUCCAUGUAAUGUAAUCCAUUCAACAACCUCUAAACUCUUCCUUUUAUGGUUCUUCCAGCUCCCUCAUUUUAUAUGUUGCAAUACUUUUGACAAUCCCAUUGGAUAUAUCCCUUAUGUUAAUACUUCAUCAUUACUCAAACACAAAAUUGAGUAUCUGCAGAGCUUGUCUUGUAUUAUAUCCCAUUGGAGACUAUAAGAAUCUUCUGAAUACUUUCACAUUCCAUAUGAUGUUCAAUGAAGAAGAACACAGACAACUAAACAAGCAAUGAGAGGAGAGAGAAAACUUUUUUGUGUUAGUUUGAUUGGAAAAAUAAGGAAAUUUUUAUAUGAUAUAUAAUUUUCUUAGGAAUGGACCUAAUUUAAGAAAAAUUAGGUUAGGUUAGUGAGUAUGUCUGCUGUUUAUCGUCCAUAAUUGAACUUGUGGGUUUGGAAUUACAACAAACUGCCUCGAUGCAGCUUUUGGGAUGCAUUGACCAGGUGGAAGGGCAGUGACAGCGUAUGUGUUAUUUUCAGUCGUGAAAAUAAUAGUGAUAGUGAACAAGUUAGUCCUAGGAAUUGGAUUCACCUAAUGACGAUAGAGGAGUUUUCAAAAAAAGGUAGGAAAUUUUCUCGAAGUUCUUCAUAAGCCAUUGCUAGAAGCUGUAUGAGGAAUAGGAAAGUGUCGUCUUGAAUAUUCGAGGAAAAAGCCAUAUAGUAGUGUAGUAGUGAUCCAGGCAUUUGCUAAAUUCGAUUCGUCCUCUACGAGGGUGAUUAAUUUGUUUGCAUCUGACAGUGGAAGAGCCAAUGUGAUUCACGAAAGUUGUAUUUCGCUUUUGGGAAAAGGGUAUUCUGUCAGCUGUGCUGGUCAUUGUAUCACCAAGAAAGGGUAUUCUUGGAAUUCAAGUCACUUGUAACAAUGACUUUAGGAAGAGUGGAUACAUAUUCAAGAAGGUCAAUAGAAAGGUUUCGAUAUGGUUUGUUGUAAUAGGAAUAGAUUAUGAAAAUCCAAAUUCUGUUAGAAUGGCAAUGCUUAUAUAAAUAUAUACAAAAAUCCCUGCAGACAUAGAAACGUAACUUUUUCUAGCAUGAUGUAACCAGCUACGUAUAAUUUGGUGCUAUUGUAUACCAAUGGAAUAGUACAUUCCUUGCCAUUACUUAUAUUGUGACGCCCGUAUUGCGCUUUAGAAAACGGAUUUUCAGUUGUAGGCAAUUAUAUGUGUCAUUAUAACCCCAUGGGAAAUUUUAAUAUACAGUAAAAUCGAUAGGUAACGUUGACAACAGCGUCUGCACGUGUGCCACACAACGAUAACGCAACCUAACCUAGGGUUGCCAACCUCAAAUUUUAAAAACCAGAAUUUGAAGAUAGAAAAACCAGGACAAUUCUGUUUAAAAACAGGACGCAUUAAUAGAGUUGCAAUAUUUGAAUAAAUAGUGAAAACAGGUGAAAUAAAAUUCUAACUAUUAGAUACUAUAACUUAUAGUAUCUAUUAUUUUUAUUAUUAUUAUUGUUGACAAUAGUAGGUGGUUAAAAGAAAAAAAACUAUGAAACUAUUGUUUCAUAAAUUUAAAGAUGAAAGUUUUUCAGAAUACUGUUCACACUUUUCAAUCUACUAAAAGUCUGUUCUUGAAAAUGUUUGUAUUUGCAAAGGUCACUGUCUCUUCUUCUAAUGCAUUCCACAUAUAUACUAUACGAUUUGUCAAAAAGUUUUUCCGGGGCAACUUUCAGUUUGUUUGUUCCAGCUCUUUCUCUAACACCAAAGCUCGUAUUACAAUUAUCUCCUGAGAAUGCAAUACAUUCUUAUGUUAUAUUUUUGAAGCUGAUCACUUACUAAACUCGCCAAAGUUUCUGCAGUUUCAUCGGAAACUGUUUCAAUGUCUAAUAUCUUGGACUUUAUGCCUUCACCACGAUAAUCGAAAUACUGAACCAAUAAAGGAAUUAAUUUAAUUGCUCUAUGAUUGCUAACAUCACAAGAGACACUAACACACACAAUGAGGGUUUAAAACGUCAGUUGCUUUUGUUCUGCUACACGUCAUGUCUUUUGCGAUUUGUACCUCUUCAGCAGCCUAGUCUUUCUUUAUAAAAAUGUCUAAGGCUCAGAAAUUCCUACCUGGAAUUGUAAUCUCUUCUUAUGCUUGGCUGUUUUAUGAUGUUCCUCAAUAUCUAUCGCACCUCUACUGGCUAUAGAUAUACUAGAUUCAGCAAUACAAUACACUUCAGAAUCGGAUUUGCCGCGUUUGAACGACGGAAACCUUUUUCCUAAAGCUUCAUUGAAAGUGCUUUAUAGUUUCGACAUACUUUAGAGGAAACAUUAAACUUAUAAACACAGCUGAAACAAAAGAAAUUCCGGUAAAAAGCGAGGUCGUAAAUUAGAAAUUAACACAUUUACAAGUUUCUUUCUACUUUAAUUUGUAUUCUCUGAAUAAAUAAUACCAAUAAUACAAUACGAUAAUAAACACUACAAUACAAUCAUGAAAGAGGAGCGCGAAUUUAAAAAUCCAUGACGCGGCUUAAAAACUAUUCAGGACACUACAAAAACUAGAACAUGUCCUGGGAAAACAGGACGGUUGGCAACCCUAACCUAACCUAAACAUAACAACCAAAUAAUUUAAAUAAAAACCCUUUAACGGCGCGGCGAGAAUAAUUUUUUGUGUGCAAAACAAAUAAAAAUAGUAUGGUUAUAUAAAAAAUUGUUUAUUUUUAUUGUUUUUACAUUUUUUCUUGAAAAAAAAAUAGUACUUUUCUCAAAAUGUACUGUUACAUAUAAUUGACGCUAGCUGUUUAUGGUAUACAAAAUGUCUACGUUUAAUUAAAUUGCACUGUAAACAUAAUCCAACAUCACAUUUAACACAAAACGAACGUAUAUUCGUUUAGCAUCCUUCACUAGUACAACGGCGUCUUUUAUUAUUAGGGAUAUUGGUUAAGAAUCCACGUCAGUUGUUUGUCCAGAUUAUCGAGCUUCUCAAUUAUAGAGUAAACGCUGCGGUAGUUUUCAGGACAGAUAAUGAUACGAAUGUCCUGGGUUUCUUCUGAACUAAUGCUCAGGACUCCCUAUGCGGCCGCGGUUAUAUUUGCGGUUACAAAACUUUCUCCCAUCAAUUUGAAAGUUAAUACCUGGACCACUAAUCUUGCUACGUGAAUGUUGCUCAGCUGAGAAAGUCUCAACGACCAUUCAUCUCGCAACAGUGUUAUUAAAAAACAAUUCCAAUAGGCCGGACUUACCGGUGAGCUAUUGUUUCAGAUGAAAGCAUAGUGCGUUCAGAUCUCAUGUCCAAUAGGCAAUGGCUUUCGAGUGAAUCUAUAGAGCAACCUAAAAAGCACAACUAUAAUAAUGAAUAAAUAAUUUACAUAUCUAAUAUCGUUGUGAGGAGGUAGACGAGACUCCUCAAACUAAGUGUCCUUAUCCACGCGUCGAGUUCUACAGAAUGAACGUCUCCGCGGUAAUAGAACACUCUAAAGCCAUGCUGGGCAGUAUUGAUUUCCAUCCUUAUUAGAUGGCGGUCACACUGCUUUUCUAUAGACACCAAGCUUUGCUGAUGUGUCCAAGAAUAAGCCGCAUCUUUAGUGAUGAAGGGCAGUUUGCGCGAGUUCCAGGUAGGUACAUAUAGAUCUAUGUUCCAAAGUAUAUCAAAUACGAGUAAUUGGAAAUAAUAAUAAGUUGCAGCAACAAACAAAAACUUUUAAGAAAAAGAAAAGGAAGCGACCGUUCUGUUUAAAAGCAAAACACAAUGUUGGCGUCCAAAACAGUCGCUAGCAGCGAAAAAUUAUUAAGUGCAUGCGUGGUGAUGAUUUUGACAACCCCACCUAUCGAUUUUACUGUAUAUUAAUAGAACAUAUAAUUGCCUACAACUUUUUAAGGGGACGUUUUCUAAAAAAAACUUUCUUGUAUAGGUGACAGUCCUCUAUCGAAAUUAUAUACGAUACCUUAAAAUAUUUGUGUACUUAACCGAAUUUGAUCCCCUCUAAUGCUCUUCAUAUCUUAAAUCACUUUUUUAGCCAAAUAUUUGACAGUUUUUUAUUGCAGAAAAUGCCUUACAAAAGUUUAUUCUACAAAAUAAUAAUUUGGAAAUGUGAAAGUCUUGUUAAUUCAUUAUUAGAUUGGGAGAGUUCAAAAUAUGCCAUGUGAAGCUGUCCAAUUUUUCUUCUGAGUUCACCAUAUAUUAAGCUUCUACAAUUGUUAAAAGUUUUUCUGUUUCCAGUAACCCUUUACUGCAUUAAUUUAUAUAUUUUGGUGAAUAAUUUGGAAGUAAUAAACUAUUUUUAUUAUA